GCAGUUGACCUCAGCUUACCAGGAAGGAUGUAGAAAGCGUAGAAACGUAUUGGGUUUGAGCUAGCGUGUGGUCCAGUCAAAGCUCGGGGGCCGGGAUCGGCAAUAAUGGUCCCGGAGCUGCAUAAUUGAAGGAUUCGGCGGCCUAGAAGGACUCAGCAAUGAUCAACAUUCAGUUAGCGCAGUUCCUUAAAGCCUUCUUGACAGGACGUAAGAAGACUGAGCAAGAAUGUAUCGAAAGCCCAUCGCCGGCACGGUUGGCCAUCUUUGACAGGAAAGCAGCAAAGGGAUACUACAGCUUCGCCUGGCAUACCUCAUCCGGCGAAAAAUGUGUCUCUGGGACUGGAGCGAUCGUGCCGCGGCGGAUACCAAAGUUUGUAAAGCGCCACCACGUCGGAGUCGGUCUUUCUUGCCUGAGCAAAAUUUCGAUUUCAAACUCUGCCAGCUGUUCCGAGUGGACGGUGGUGGUAUCCGCGGACGUCCGAAAGCUCAGUCGCGUCUGCCCGCGCCUCCGUGAGAUUUCCCUGGAUGGCUUUAGCUUUGGCGCCGCACAUCGGAAGCGACGCGUCAAGCUCCGCGACUUCCCCAAGCGCAUGGUCUCCCUCUCUUUGCGCAGCUGUGUUCUCGAUAUGAAGACGUUCUUCGCGGCGGGACCCAUCGAAAACUGCGAGCUGACUGCGCUUGAUCUAGGUCGGUGCUUCUUCCUCAACGAGGAGAAGUCUAGCAGCAAGAGGCGAGUGGCUUGGCCAUUGUUCCCUUUGCUCGAGAGACUGUGCUUGGAAGGCUGCCCGUUCCUCUUUUCCGAAGCUCUUCUAAGCGAUGUCCUGCUUGGAUGUCCAUCGCUGCAAGUGCUGGACUUAGAAGGCACGUCUCUGCAGAGUACAAUCGACGUCGCGCUCAUUGGGCGAUGCCUACCGAAGCUCAGAGAACUUUUCAUUGGUUGGACUGACGUGAACGACUCCUCAUUUCUCGCACUGGAGCGAGGAUAUUUCGAGGAGCUGAUUACUUUGUGUCUCGUGGGAACUCACGUCACGAACUUGGGUGUGCUGGCGGUCUGCGGUGUUUGUCCGCGGCUGCGCACAAUCCGAGUGAAUAUAGGGCGCUGGGCUGUCAAGAAGCUUGAGAAAAUGGAUGCCUGUCGCUUCGUCAGCAUUGAGAUAGCAUGCUUCAGGAGUGACAAUGUGCACGCGUUCCUGCGUCACGAAGGGUGCGAACACUUUCGCGAGCACGUGUAAACGGUCGUGCGGGUAACACGGGACGCAUGCACUUACUUGACAAACGCAGGAAUAUACAAACUGCAUGCACAUAUUCUAUUGGCGUGCUAACUGCGUCAAAAAAAGCAUGGAUAACUUGCGUCUUUUGUUGUCGUUAACGCAUACUUACUUCAGAUAUAGUGCAACUGCGCUCAACAGACACGCGUGUUGUAGACUUGACACAGAAUUUGAGCUGUCUGUGCUUAUUUUACGCAGUGACAGUUAUCUAAAUACCAAUAAAUUAGCUUAGCUCAUACGCGCUACACUAAUGUGCAGGAAUUCUGAAUUUAUAUAUUCUCCAAAACGAUAAUUUGGGCUUCGAGAUGGGGGGGGGGGCACAAUGCUUUGCCAUGUUAUUUCAACGAGUAUUUUACGUUAGAACAAACGGGUUUUCACUUUCGUUGUUGCUGAACUCAGUUCAUUCAAUCGAAGAAAAAAAAUUGUGGCUAGGUUUAUGAUAUACGGUGCUAACAGCGACGGCAGAAUAAACUGAUGUGCUUUUGACUCUUUCCCCCUCUUUUUCGCCUGUCGCUUGGAGACAUUGUAACGUAUAAAGAGUGAUCGCCUGUGGAUUUCCCCCUGACGUGGCCGAUUCGGGGCGAGUGGGAAAAUGCGGGCAGGCCUGCAUAUUUACAAGCAACCGAUGGUCGCCACAUUGGAACUACUGUGACAAAUACGAACUUCCGCGCUGGACAAUGCCUCUGCAACGGAAGACCAAUUCUCAUUUCCGCCGAAGCAGCUGCGGUGACUGAAUAAACCAUUCUAGGCCUCUCAUUCAAGCCGCAACCGCAUAAUACGUGCGAUUCACGGUGUGAACGACACGCCAACACGCGAGGUCGGCGAGCGAGGUGCGAUGAAAAGAAAAAAAAAGAGAUAUCACGUUGCUCUUCUGUCCUAGAACAGCAAUUCGCAGCUGCUAAAUGUAAACCAUUGCGGUAAAUAUCUGAAAUAACAUUGUUGGAUUGUCCCGUGAUCAAUGUUUUUUUUUUACCAAAUGAGAAACAUGAUUUGCGUACAAGCAGCUGAUUAAAGUUCGUCCUCUUCGA
Molecule: messenger RNA, 2296 nt
Organism: Dermacentor albipictus
Lineage: Eukaryota; Metazoa; Arthropoda; Arachnida; Ixodida; Ixodidae
Biological process (GO): SCF-dependent proteasomal ubiquitin-dependent protein catabolic process
Cellular component (GO): SCF ubiquitin ligase complex
Source: RefSeq, a predicted model, not a curated record